Messenger RNA from Cornus florida, 750 nucleotides. RefSeq names its product vegetative cell wall protein gp1-like. The record is from RefSeq and is a predicted model, not a curated record. The coding region runs from base 75 to 494 and encodes 139 amino acids. The transcript is spliced from 2 exons. NCBI's taxonomy places the organism in Eukaryota, Viridiplantae, Streptophyta, Magnoliopsida, Cornales, Cornaceae.
AAACCUAUAUAGCAUACUACUAUAACCUCCUGUGUUUAGUUCUUCGUUGGAGCCAUAGAACAAAACAUAUAAAAAUGACAAGAAAAGCUUCUUCGACCUCUUCUUCUAUCAUCAUAUGCAGCUUGUUGAUGAUUUGGAUUGCCAUGGUUUCACCUGUACUCUCUGUCGGCUCAAAUGGAAAACCUCUCAAGCCUGGGGUGCCCUGUUCUCGUUCUCGGUAUGGUAGCUGCAUCCCAGUCAAACCUAAACCCUGUUCUCGUCCGUUUAUUAGAUGCAGGCCUACGCCUCCGGCCCCUGUUGCACCUCCAGCUCCAGUUCAGCCUACGCCUCCAGCCCCUGUUGCACCUCCAGCUCCAGUUAAGCCUACGCCUCCGGCCCCUGUUGCACCUCCAUUUCCAGUUACACCUACGCCUCCGGCCCCUGUUGCACCUCAGCCUCCCCGAAGGUGUGGAAGGUAUAAGCGUUGCAGGCCUCCAAUCGCUGGUAAACCAUAAAACUGAAACAAGCGAAGCAGCUGCUAAUUAAGCAUGUUUGUGGUGGGAAUAUUAGUGGUUUGUCAUCUAUUAUUGAGAUGUGACAGUGUGUAUUAUGCAUGGUUUGUGGUGGGAAUAUUAGUGGCUUGUGAUCUAUUAUUGAGAUGUGAGUGUGUAUUAUGCAUGGUUUGGUUUUAUACAUUUAGCCAAGCUAAUAAUAAUGUGUCCAAUGUAUGUGACUGUUUUUCAACUCAAUUUGAAUUUUCCUUUUACUUCU